This is a messenger RNA of Dromiciops gliroides (monito del monte), 1189 nucleotides long. It is a transcript of the gene DPM2, whose product is annotated as dolichyl-phosphate mannosyltransferase subunit 2, regulatory. Gene Ontology annotation, biological process: GPI anchor biosynthetic process. The record is from RefSeq and is a predicted model, not a curated record. The transcript is spliced from 4 exons. Gene Ontology annotation, cellular component: endoplasmic reticulum membrane; dolichol-phosphate-mannose synthase complex. Gene Ontology annotation, molecular function: enzyme regulator activity. Lineage: Eukaryota; Metazoa; Chordata; Mammalia; Microbiotheria; Microbiotheriidae. Bases 98 to 352 code for a protein of 84 amino acids.
AGAAACUACGACUCCCAGAAUACAUCGCGCCUGGGCACCGGAAAAUCGACUAAUCCGGAAGUGGCAUGUGUCCUGCUCCAACUAGGAUCCGGCAGAAAUGGCCACAGGAACAGACCAGGUGGUUGGAUUUGGCCUGGUGGUGUUCAGUCUUGUGACCUUCACCUACUACACAAUUUGGGUGAUCAUUCUGCCCUUCAUAGACGGCGAUCACGUCAUCCACAAGUACUUCCUGCCCAGAGAGUACGCCAUUAUCAUCCCUCUAGCAGCUGGCCUGUUCCUAUUGCUGUUUGUGGGGCUAUUCAUCACUUACGUAAUGCUGAAGAAUCGGAAGCCAGCCAAGAAGACAAACUGAAGGUGGAGGUGUAGCCAGACGUCUGUAGGGAGGAAGCUGGAGGUCAGAUCUUGGACCCUGUGUGCUGCAUCUCAGCGGGGACUGGAAGAGACUCUGGGGGCAGGAAUUAGAGAGGAUUCCCAUGCCCCUCACCUCACCACCUCCUCUCAGGCUAGGGUGCACUGGGGCAGGGGUGUAGUCCUGCUCUCAGGACACAGCUGAUGAGCCUCAGCAUCCCAGAUACCCCCAAAGCUGUACAUGUUGGUGCUCUGGGACUGACCCGAAGUGAGUUCCAUCUGUGACUGCCUGCCUCCUUCAUCCUGGCAUUGGGCCCAUGUGGGAGGAGCAAGAGGAGGGCAUUUAGCUCUUCUCCCUGGGCCCCUCUCCCAGUUUGAUGGGUGAAAGAGACACCGACCCCCUUCCCUCUGUCCUGCCCUCCCAGGCUCUGCAGACGAGCUUCCAUUCACAUUCCUCUGGGUCUCUUCCCUUCUCUACCUCUUGCUUGGUGGAAAGUCAGCUUUUCAGAGGCUGACAGAACCUUGGGCUUAUCCAGGGGCACAGGCUCUACUAGACGAACCCCUGGCCCUAAAUUCGUUUUCCUGGGAACAAGACCGGACCCCGGCCCAGUGAAGGGGCCAAAGAGAGGGAGAUGCUCAGUUCAGGCUGUGAAAACUGUAAAAACUUGGUGGACCAAACUCCUGGCACUGCCAGGUACAAAGCCCUGACUGAUCUUUGUCCAAUGUGCUGUGUCACACCCCAUACCCAUCUGACCUCCAUGUGGUCCCUACACCUGCUGCAGCCCCUGUGCUAAUGAGCUUCCAGCUUCAUCUGUGUGUGUCAAUAAAUAUUUAAUAUGUG